GUGCGAGGCGCUGUUGGUUUCGCCACCUGCUGCGGCGGAUGACUCGCAGUCAGCAGUGCACUUCCUGCAGCUUCCAGCCACGCGUCUUCUGUCAGAGGACCAGACAUAAUAAAUAAUUCACAAACGGAAACUCACUUUACAACCCAGUAGCCUCCGCACCUAUACGUAUCUUUAUUCUGGGUUUCAGGUCCUUCAAUGGAGACAAAUCUAUUGCUAGAAAAGACUGACCAACAAAGAAAUGGAUUGGAGAAGAGUGGGUCCAAAAGAGUGUACCUAGAUUAUAAUGCAACCACCCCUUUGGAACCAGAUGUUAUUGAAGCCAUUACAGUUGCUCUGCAGGAGGCCUGGGGAAACCCCAGCAGCACGUACACUCCAGGAAGAAAAGCCAAAGAAAUUAUUAGCCAUUCUAGGGAAAGCAUUGCUAAGAUGGUUGGCGGAUGUGCUGAUGACAUUAUUUUCAUGUCUGGAGGAACAGAGGCCAACAAUUUUGUUUUCCACACGGCUAUUAAGUACUUUUGGAAUGUUGUUCAGAAGGCUGAGCUAAAUGGGGUCCAGGUGGGGCCUUCACAACAAGGAGGGAUCUUGCCACAUCUCAUCACUAGCAACGUAGAGCAUGACUCUGUUAGACUUGUGGCCCAGCAGCUCAUGGAGGAAAAAAAGGCAGAGGUCACUUUUAUACCUGUUUCCAAGGUGACUGGUCAAGUUGAAGUAGAUGAUGUAAUGUCAGCAAUUAGACCAACUACUUGCCUCAUUUCCGUCAUGCUGGCCAACAAUGAGACGGGUGUUAUCAUGCCAGUUGGAGAAAUCAGCAAACGAAUACGAGCACUGGAUGAACAAAGACCAGCUCCCAGGGUCCUUUUGCACACAGAUGCUGCCCAGGCUAUUGGUAAACUACGAGUUGAUUCCCAGGACCUAGGGGUGGACUAUUUGACCAUUGUUGGCCACAAGUUUUAUGCUCCUCGAAUUGGAGCCCUGUAUGUCAAGAGUCCUGUUACUCUAACUCCCAUCUAUCCUCUUUUCUAUGGUGGUGGACAAGAGAAUAAUCUCAGACCUGGGACUGAGAACACACCAAUGAUAGCAGGACUUGGAAAGGCAGCCGAACUAGUUAACAAAAACCUGGAGCAUUAUAUGGCUGAUAUGUGCAAAACCCGGGAUUACUUAGAAAAUUGUCUGGAGGCUGUUUUCGGAACGAAAGUCCACUUCAACAACCGCUUUAAUGGAGUAGCAAGGCUUCCUAACACAUGCAAUGUCUCUUUUUUGGGUGUAAACCUACAAGGUCGCAGAGUGCUUGCUUGCUGCCAGAGGCUCUUAGCCAGUGUGGGUGCUGCAUGUCAUUCAAGCCAAGAAGACCGGCCAUCCCAUAUCUUGUUAAGUUGUGGCAUCAGUCCCUCAGUUGCGGCAAAUGCUAUACGCCUGAGUGUAGGAAGAGAGACCACUACUGAAGAUAUAGAUGUUAUCAUCAAGGAUCUAAGAGAAGCUGUAAAUUACCUGGAGGGCCGCUGACAAUGUGCUCCUUUGGGUUUCUUAAGUCAUUCUGUGGUAAUGUGUACCUUAACUAUAAAAAAAAUUAUAUUCCUUGUUCUUUUUAUUGCUAAGUUAAAAAAUACUUUAUAAAUAUACAAAAUGACCAAAAAUAACAGAUUUUUAAACUUAGAAAUUAACUUUCUGAUAUUUUAUAUUCAUGCCUUUAGUUUAAGGGUUAUUACUACAUAAUUGGAUGGACUGUGUGUGGGAGGGAAAUGUGCCUCUUAUUGCAAAUAAUUAAUUUACUAAAUGCUUUGAGCAUUUUUAAAAUAAUUUUGUCCCAAGUAGAGCUUGUAUUGAGGUCCUGUCCAAAUCUGUGAGCAAAUCUUAGAGAGCUCAGUAUGGGUUUGUGCAAACUGAUUGAAUAUCUUAAUGGUUAAAAGCAUUGUUUUCUGAUCUGCAUUUUUACCUCAUAUAGAGAAAGGCAUAUAGUCACCUUCAUGUAAAUGGCGAAGUGACGGAUGGAACCAAAUACAACAAGCUAGAUUUUAAAAAUUACAAUAUCUUCAAGGGUGAUGGGAAUAAAAUGCACUCAGCGGACACAUUUCAAAAGAGCCUUCCUUAUUAUUAUCUUUUGGUUUGAUUAUGUGUAAUACUGAUGCUAAUGAAGACGCUGAAUUGAAGGAGAAAUUAAAGUAAUACAAUGAUAUUAUACUAGUUUACAGUGUGUGUCAAAAGGAAACAAAGAUACCUGCAAUAUCAUGAAAAAUUAAUGUCGGUGCAUUGAACACAUUGACACUUUGCUCACACUUGGAUGAUCCUAUUUAUUUGAUUUACACUGUUGAUGAAAGUGUUUUUAUUUUGGACAUCUAUACUUAGUAGUAAUAAUUGCAAGCAAAGAACCUAGGGAAAACAAAUUGGGGAUGGCUGUUACACAUGAGAUAUUUGUAUUUAAUAUGUGGUCUUUACUUGUUUAUGUCUUUCUUUGUUUAAAUGUGAUCUAUUUAUUAAAAAUGGUUCAAGUUCAUGUAACUGGCAAGAGAAGGAGUCAAUUGAUUUAACAAAAGCUUUCAUAAUGAGCACUCUCCUAGAUUUCUGUAUACAGUCAUAGAUAUAAAUCCAAUCUAAACAAUGGUAAUAGGCUAAGCAGCUCUCUGAGAUUUGAACCUUCAGGUCAGAUUGCAUGUGAAAGCAAACUACAAUGCAUCAUAUAUAUACUAGGAGUAAUAGUAAUGUAAAAAGGAUCUAAGUGGUUAUUCUAUGCAAGAAGAAUAUACUGUAAGCUUAGAGUUACAUGUCAGUGGAUUACUGAUAAGUAAUAAUGAUGUUCUAAAAAAGAGGAUAAAGAAGAAUAAGACGGAUGAGAUUGUGUGUAGUUAUUACUAGGAAAAGCAGGUAAGCUUCCCCAUCACUUAGAAAAAGAUCCAUUCACUACUGAAGGUAGGCUUGAUGGAGCUAAUAGGUGUUUACAUACUGUAGUAUUGUAUUUGAAAUUAAUUGAACUGCUACUUUUCUCUGGUACAAAAUAAAUGCUUUCUCUAUUUGAAAA
Messenger RNA from Erpetoichthys calabaricus (reedfish), 3013 nucleotides. RefSeq names its product selenocysteine lyase (gene scly). The transcript is spliced from 13 exons. The record is from RefSeq and is a predicted model, not a curated record. Bases 196 to 1503 code for a protein of 435 amino acids. NCBI's taxonomy places the organism in Eukaryota, Metazoa, Chordata, Cladistia, Polypteriformes, Polypteridae.